CAGCAGUCCGCGAGCUGCCGUCGGCUCGGCGCGGGGGGCGGGCCGGGCACCCCGGGCGCCGAGGUGCGCGCUCUGCUUUCCUCUCCUUCCCCCCCCACCCCGCUCCGCACUCCGGGGCGCCUCUGCCCGUCCACGCCGCCCUCCCCCCAGCACAACUUUCGGUCCCUCCUCGCCCGUUAUUCGUCGUGGCCGCCCCGAGGGCUCCUCCCAGCCUUCCAGCCUGCAGCCGCGACCGGCACAAGACCCAGAAACAUGUCGACCACACUUCUGUCGGCCUUUUACGAUAUCGACUUCUUGUGCAAGACGGAGAAGUCGCUGGCCAACCUCAAUCUGAACAACAUGCUGGACAAGAAGGCGGUGGGGACGCCCGUGGCCGCUGCCCCCAGCUCGAGCUUCACGCCGGGCUUCCUCCGACGGCACUCGGCCAGCAACUUGCAUGCGCUCGCUCACCCCGCUCCCAGCCCCGGCAGCUGCUCGCCCAAGUUCCCGGGCGCCGCUAACGGCAGCAGCUGCGGCAACUCGGCGGCCAGCGGCCCGGCCUCCUACGGCCCCCUGAAGGAGCCGUCGGGGGGCGGCGGCACCGCGCUGCUCAACAAGGAAAACAAAUUCCGCGACCGCUCGUUCAGCGAGAAUGGCGAGCGCAGCCAGCACCUCCUGCACCUGCAGCAGCAGCAGCAACAGCAGAAGGGGGGCGGCGGCUCCCAGAUCAACUCCACGCGCUACAAGACCGAGCUGUGCCGCCCCUUCGAGGAGAGCGGCACGUGCAAGUACGGCGAGAAGUGCCAGUUCGCGCACGGCUUCCACGAGCUGCGCAGCCUGACCCGGCACCCCAAGUACAAGACGGAGCUGUGCCGCACCUUCCACACCAUCGGCUUCUGCCCCUACGGGCCCCGCUGCCACUUCGCGCCGCCCUCGCCGCCCUUCAGCUUCCAGCUGCCGCGCCGCCUGUCCGAGUCGCCCGUGUUCGACGCCCCGCCCAGCCCCCCGGACUCGCUGUCGGACCGCGACAGCUACCUGAGCGGCUCCCUGAGCUCGGGCAGCCUCAGCGGCUCCGAGUCCCCCAGCCUCGAUCCCGGCCGCCGCCUGCCCAUCUUCAGCCGCCUGUCCAUCUCCGACGACUGAGGCAAGGAGGCGCCAGAAAGGAGGAGGAGGAGGAAGGGAGAGGCCGCGGGGGGGGGGCGGUGGUUGGAGGGAGCCCUUCGCAUCCCACCCCUGCGGGGGGGGGCACAGAGGUCGGGAUGGCCAGCACAUGGCAGACUUGCAGAGCCCUCCCCCCCCCCCCGCCGAGCGUGUGGACUCGAACUUUGCUCUGGGAGGGGGAUGUUUUCCCUCCCCCUUCGGUUUUCUCAUUUUGUCUAUUAUUAUUUUUAUUAUUAUUAUAUUAUUAUUACGAAGUUUCUUGUUGAGCAAAAAAAAAAAAGCCAACGAACUUUUUGUAUUCAUGAACAAAAUACUCACAACAGAGCAGUUGUGUUGCGAAUAGAACAAAAACAACCAAACACUUAAAACUUUUUUUUAGGUCUCUGAGUUUGAGACUCUAGGAAAAGUCAGCCCAGCACCAGCAGCUACCAACCACCAUUCCAUCUCUUCACUUGAAAAGCGUUUAGUGACAGUCCAGAUGUGGGAACUUGUGAAAGAAGUUCCUAAUUGUUUGUCUCAGACCAGUGUAAACAAACCAGCCGGCCACCACCUUGCUAAACUGUAAGCUUUUAGAAUCCAAUACUCUGCCAAGAAUAUGCCUUGAUAGUAGUAGUUCUCAAACCCUUUGUUGUGUGUGGGGUUUUUUUUUCUUUUUUUAACUUUAACAAAGUUAUAUAUGUAUUGGGGGGGAUCCUUGCAUUCCAAAGUUUGAUACUGGUUACUGGUUUUAUUGUCACCACUUGGGGUGUUUAGUUUAGAACCAUUUGUCUGCUCUCUCUGGAAGCCUUGGGCAGAGCUUAGUUUGUAAUUGUUGGGGAAUAACUGCUGAAUUUUUAGCUGUUUUGAGUUGAUUCGCACCACUGCACCACAACUCAAUAUGAAAAAAAAAACCUAUUUAACUUAUUUAUUAUCUUGUGAAAAGUAUACAUUGAAAAUUUUGUUCAUACUGUAUUUAUCAAGUAUGAUGGAAAGCAAUAGAUAUAUAUUCUUUUAUUAUGUUAAAUUAUGAUUGCCAUUAUUAAUCGGCAAAAUGUGGAGUGUAUGUUCUUUUCACAGUAAUAUAUGCCUUUUGUAACUUCACUUGGUUAUUUUAUUGUAAAUGAGUAAAAAAAUCUUAAUUUAAGAGAUUGUAUGUAAUAUUUAUUUCAUUAAUUUCUUUCCUUGUUUACGUAAAUUUCGAAAGAUUGCGUGAUUUCUUAACAGAAAUCUACCUUGAUGCUGUGGAAGUAGUUCGAGGAAUAUUUUUUAUGAGUUUUCUUAGAAUGUAUAAUGGUUGUAGCCCAUCCAGCUUAGAAAAAAAAAAUGACCACAUACUUUGCAAUCAGGCUCACAUGUGGCAUGCUUUUCUAACUGCAAACUAGCAAAAAAAAAAAGUGUUUCCUGAGACCACCAGUUUGAACUGUGACAUACUCUUGAGUAUAAAGACAUGUAGCAAUAAUGAGGAGGGGAAUAUCCCAGUGCCUUCAGACGGCCCAAACUUGCCUUAAAUCCUCCUCAACCAAAUAAGUAUUGUGUGUAUUAGUGCUUGAGAGAAUCUGAAUGUAGGAUGGGUUCAACUGCACAAAAGGAAAAGAUUUUUUUACCACUUUUUUAUAUAGCUAUAGAGAGGGCACCUCAUAGUGCUGAGAUGAUGUAUGCAGAACAUGAAGAUGCCUUGUUUCAUGACAGAAGAUUCCAAAACUUGGACAAUUUCUUUUUUUUUUCAGUUGUAGAAAGGCAAGAAUGUCUGAAGCUUUCCUGGACAGCAGAUGAAUGAGCAGUAGCUUAGAUUUGUAGGUACAGUUGGAGCACUAUUGUGUAUGUAUUCUCUGGACUACUUUGACAGAAGUAGGUUUUUGAAUGUAACAAGAUAAGUCAACUUGAGUUGUAAUAUAUUUUGGGGAAUCAGUUCACUACAAAUUGUGACUGUAAACAUUGUACUGUAAAUGUUUUGUAGUUUUCCCCCAAUAAAAUUUUUGGGAAAAAAA
Molecule: messenger RNA, 3107 nt
Organism: Dipodomys ordii (Ord's kangaroo rat)
Lineage: Eukaryota; Metazoa; Chordata; Mammalia; Rodentia; Heteromyidae
Gene: Zfp36l2
Product: ZFP36 ring finger protein-like 2
Exons: 3
Coding region: 253-1122 (289 amino acids)
Molecular function (GO): mRNA binding; metal ion binding
Source: RefSeq, a predicted model, not a curated record